Molecule: messenger RNA, 2216 nt
Organism: Haliotis rufescens (red abalone)
Lineage: Eukaryota; Metazoa; Mollusca; Gastropoda; Lepetellida; Haliotidae
Product: SOSS complex subunit C-like
Exons: 5
Coding region: 97-483 (128 amino acids)
Biological process (GO): DNA repair
Cellular component (GO): nucleoplasm; SOSS complex; nucleus
Source: RefSeq, a predicted model, not a curated record
UACCCUUAUCAUUUGACAUUGAUCUAAGCGGCGUAGAGUAAACGGGCACUUGUCACUGUAAUCAGGAAUUAAUUCUUUGAUUAAGUUGCAAUUGCAAUGGCCUUCCAAGCUCCACAUACCGGUCAAGAGAAACAGAACCGUAAGAUUCUGGAGCAGCUUGAGGAGCAGAAGAAGAGGCUAAGGAUGGCAGCUCAGGGAGGGGGCGUGGCAGGAGCUGCUGGGGCAGUCAUAGGAAACUCAGCCAACCUCAACCCAGCCCCACCCCCUUCUGCCUUACCCGGGGUAGUCGCUGGAGGACCGACCGUCCAACAACCACAGCUGACCAACUUGCAUAUGGGUGUAGACCAGCAGCACAUGACGCCACAGCAGAGGGCAGCCUUGCAGCAUGCUCAUGCCAACUCGGUGGGAUAUUUCAUCACUCAGGACUCGUCGUUUGGUAAUCUCAUACUGCCUGUGUUACCAAGAUUUGAAACCAAGUCCUGACAGGGGGGAUAACUCUGAAGGCAAAAUGUGCUCUAGAAGUAUUUGUGCUGGGCCCACUUGCACUAAGAAAGUUUAGUUGCAAUUGAUCUUAGGAGCUUACAACCAUCUUUACAAUGGCCAUACCUAAGUCUUAGUCCACUUGCACAAACCGAUCUUAGCAGGGUUGUAAGACUGCUUGGAUUUGAGAUCGUGAUCUUAGCUAAGAUCAAAGUCUCCAAUGGUGGAGGUAGGAAUAUCUUAAGCUCGUCUCUCCUGUCUAAAGUUGUUUAUAACAGUGCAUAGCUUGCUGUGCAUACCAACAGUGGUACCGGUUACGAUAUACUACAUGUACCUCCCUCCGUGACACCUUGUAGUUUUAAAAUAGGUCUCAAGUCAUUCAAGGAAAUGACUCUGACUUUGUGCAUUGAUACUGUCUUCAGUUAGGAAUUGUGACUUUGAUAUUGCAACAGGAGAAAUACCCUACCCAUGUUUUAUGAAAAUGUUGAAGUACAAAUGAACACCUCCAUACAUAUGAAUGUACCAUAAGAGAAAUAUACAUGGUAGGUGGAUCUCAGCAAGUUUACAACAAGGGUAUACAUUGGGCAAGGUCAUCCAUGGUAGUGUUUGAGAUAAAAACAAUUGUCAGGCCGCCAUGAGGACCCACAGACUUCAGAAGCUGCAGGCCCUGACUAAACUCUUCAGGUCCGCACUUUAAAAACAGCAGCCUAUUGUGACAAAUACUUUGACACGUAAAUUUACUGCAGGUCUUUAAGACCCAUACAACUUUAAAACUUAUGGCCCGAGUCAAGGUCUACCUGCCACAGACCUCCAGGCAGUCUUACUUCGAACAUUGCUUCACGGUUGACGGCAUAUAUACAGAGGGAAACCAUGCCCAUUUACCGUAUGAACUAAGAUAAGUUACCCAAAUGGUCACAGCCAUUACUAUAGCUUACAGACACCUUAUGUUUUUAUCCUUCCCUUGAUUAUCGAAAAAGUGUGUUUAACGCUUCUUUCAGUAUAGAGUCGGUGGGAAUGGUAUCAACUAAAUGGUUAUGUGGUUCACUAUUGCAAAUAACAAAUUAUGUUAUGUGAAAUCUGGAUCGUUUUUGUUGAAGUGUUCAAUCGAAUUUCACAAAAUUUAACAAAAUGUAUGGGCGAUGUAAAUUAGAUAAUUUUUGUGUAUAGAUCCCAUUUUGUGAGUGAUUCAGGGACUACAAUGAUAUUAGCUGGUUAGGAUUGGUUUGGACCAAUUGGAAAUGUUGCUUGUAGCUUACAAUGAUAUUAGCCUAAAAUUACUUUGUGCAAAUGGAUAGAGAUUGUAGCUGAAGCUUAAAAUAAGAUUGUGAUCUUAACCUUUACAAUAAUCGUAGUGCUAAGAUUGUUUUGUGUGAGUGGGCCCUGGUGAUGUAAAACUGUCACAGUGAUAUUGACACCGACAGUCAAGUGAUGAAAUGUGUUGAUGUUCUAUCAUCGGUGAAAUAGACAUGGAGGAUUUCAUCGGUGAAAUAGAUGCCCGUUUGCACCGGGACCUGGAUGUGAGACUGACAAAGGAUUAAGCAAUGCAGCCAUGUUGCCAUGGCAGUAGAAAUAUCUUCUUUUUCUGAUGAUAUCUGAGAAGAUUUUAUUUUACAAAGGUGUUAUGAAAUUUAUCUUUUUGUAUCAAAUAUAAAAAUUCUGAAAUAUUAUGUUAUACUACCUUGGACGCAUUUUGAGAUUAUUGACUGAUGAUUUUGUAAUAAAAUAUCUAUGGACAA